This is a messenger RNA of Miscanthus lutarioriparius, 1008 nucleotides long. NCBI's taxonomy places the organism in Eukaryota, Viridiplantae, Streptophyta, Magnoliopsida, Poales, Poaceae. The record is from the annotation of a GenBank genome assembly.
AUGGCAUCGAUGAAGUUUGAUCUACCGCUGCUGGAUUACAAGACGAGAUUUGCGCUGUGGCAAGUCAAGAUGCGGGCGAUUCUGGCACAAUCUUUGGAUCUUGAUGAGGCGCUGGAUGGUUUUGGAGGCAAAGGGCAGAAGUCAUGGACCGCUGUAGAAAAGCGAAAGGGUCGUAAGGCUCUGUUUCUGAUUCAACUUCAUCUACAUAAUGAUAUUUUGCAAGAAGUGCUGCAGGUGAAAACUGCCGUAGAACUUUGGCUUAAGCUGGAAUUGAUCUGCAUGUCCAAGGAUCUAACCAGUAAGAUGCACGUGAAGAUGAAGUUGUUCACGCACAAGCUGCAAGAAGGUGGUUCGGUGAUGAACCACUUAUCGAUCUUUAAGGACAUCGUUGCCGACCUAGUGUCGAUAGAGAAUAAGGAGAAAAGAAAUGGUACAUAUAAACCAAAAAACAAAUCCGAUGGUGAUGGUAAGGCCUCUGUUGUCUUCGCUGCUGAUAGUUCUGAUUCAGGAGAUGUUCUUGUUGUUCUUGCUGGUUGUGUUGCUAGUCGUGAUGAAUGGAUACUUGAUUCUGCAUGCUCGUUUCAUAUAUGCUCUAACAGAGAUUGGUUCAGUUCUUACAAGUCUACGCAUAGUGGAGAUGUCGUGCGUAUGGGAGAUAACAACCCACGUGAGAUCGUGGGCAUUGGCUCUGUUGAGAUCAAGAUGCAUGAUGGCAUGAUACGCACACUAAAAAGAUGUGAGACACAUACCGGGGAUGGCAAAAUCUCAUCUCCCUCAAAGACACUUGAUGCCGAGGGGUACAAACACUCCGGUUCGGUGGAGUGUAAGGUAUCAAAAGGCUCUCUCAUUCAUAUGAUAGGUGAUAUGAAUUCUACAAAGUUAUAUGUUCUUAGAGGAAGUACUUUACAUGGUUCCAUCACUGCUGCUACUAUUUCUAAUGAUGAACCAAGUAAGACUAAUCUCCAGCAUAUGUGUCUUGGACAUAUGAGUGAACUUGGUAUGAUGUAA